AAAUCAAUUUUGCAUCACAGAAAAGUGCGAUUGAAAACUAGUAAAUUUCAUCAUCAAGUGGAAGACACAGUAGAAAAAUCUAUCAGUUUCGGGAGGGCCGCCAAAAUCCCUCCCAUUUACGAGCGCUCAACGGCUAGCAACAUUUCUAUAGAGAAAGGAGGCGACUUGAUCGUAUUAUCAUCAUGCAACCGUCAACCACGUCUGUCAUCUGCUUCUCAUGGCGUGAGAUCGAGGCCUCCCGAGGAAACCAUACGGGAUUCCUCGAAGACGGAAAUGAUUCCUCUUUUGAGUCCGACGAUGGAAACGGAGAUGCUAAAAGAAUCAUGGACAAUUCCGAAAUUAAAAUUAAACAAUUAUCUCAACAUGGAGGAGGAGAACAAUCAGAAAUUUUCCAUUUGGGAGGAGAACUUUCAAGAUCUGAGUGGUUGGUGCAUCGACCAAUUUCCCCAACAAUACGAUUUUCCUAUAGGUGAAGCCAUCAAUUCCAAACUGACCGAUAUGAACUAUGAGAAUGAUGUCUCAAUAGUGGAUAAUGAAUCAAAAGAGUUGACAAGUGUUUGCGACAAGAAGAAAACAAAUGUUGAUGAUGAUAAUGAUGAUGAUGAUGAUAUUUUACAUAUCGCGGAUUUUUCAAAUCUCACAUCAGCGGUGAAGUUUGAAAAAAUGUCUAACAUCACUUUAGCCAAAGAAUCGGAUAUUUGGCAUAAUUUAAUAACUGAGAAAACAAUCGACACAACGGUCAAUAUUGAUAUUGCUUCACAGACACCAAUUGCAAGUAAAGAUACAAAUUUAAAAGUGCAGUUACCAACUCAACAAGUGACUCAAGCGAAAAUUAUGGAUCCACUGGAACCUAAUGUACUUUCAACGUAUACCUCAUACGAGCCGGAAUCUUUUGAUUUACUCUCUUAUCUUUGUGAUGAUGAAGUCGCUUUACCAACAACAAGUACACCAUCGACAUCGCAAAAAAUAAUCAAAACAACAGCAAAAAUUGCCGAGAAUACAUCACAAAAAAUUCCCAAUAAUGAAAGACAAUUAAGAAAACGAAAAGAAUCGAUAAAAGAAAAAAUCGAUCAUUACGAGACAAUGAUUCCAUCGACAUCAACCUCCUCCUUUCUGCCAUCACCAUCGUCAUCGUCGUCAUGCGCAUCAGAGCAUUCGCUUAAAAAAGUAACACUAAAAAGAGGGAGAAAACCAAAAAAUAUUGUUAACAUCGACAGCGAAAAGUGCCAUCAAAAGAAAAGGGGUCCUAAACGAAAAUUGGAGAUUGAAUAUUCUGAUGAUGAGGAUUUCUCUGACAAUAGUUAUAAGGAAUCGCGUCAAAAAAAUAAUCAAGCAUCAAGAAAAUCGCGUAUGAAUAAAAAGGCAAAGGAGGAGGAAAUGUCAAAACGUGCAUCACAUCUUGAGAAAGAUAAUAAAAUAUUAAAAAUGAAAGUCGAGGAACUUGAAAAGUUGGUGACGUCAAUGCGUAUGGCAUUAUUACAAUCAGCAUUGAAACGUGAGAGAUAAUUAGGGAAAAAAUUUGAAUUUUUCUGAAAACAUUUUAUUCGCCGAAGAAGGGUGAACAUUUUUUCUUUUUGAAACUUUUUUUUUUACUUUUAGAAAAAAAAAAUUAUUUUUCCAUUAUUCAUUUCUUUACCAAAAUCAAAAAUUAUUUUACGAUUAUAAUUUCU
Molecule: messenger RNA, 1670 nt
Organism: Leptopilina heterotoma
Lineage: Eukaryota; Metazoa; Arthropoda; Insecta; Hymenoptera; Figitidae
Exons: 5
Biological process (GO): DNA-templated transcription; regulation of transcription by RNA polymerase II
Molecular function (GO): RNA polymerase II cis-regulatory region sequence-specific DNA binding; DNA-binding transcription factor activity, RNA polymerase II-specific
Source: RefSeq, a predicted model, not a curated record